AUGCUCAUUCAACGAUUAUGGUCAGCACGAUAUUCCAGGACAUUAUUAAACUUGAGGCGAUGCUGCAGUACAGCAAAUGCGAAGCCAUCAUCACGUCUAGUUCCCUUAUCGUCAUUAAAGCCAGAUGAGCUAGGGCACUCGAUUCUGUUCUGUAAGCAGACGCUUCCUCCAGGAUCGCCACGAACUCCUCAUGACAUGGUAGCCACAAAUGCGAAGCCAUCAUCACGUCUAGUUCCCUUAUCGUCAUUAAAGCCAGAUGAGCUAGGGCACUCGAUUCUGUUCUGUAAGCAGACGCUUCCUCCAGGAUCGCCACGAACUCCUCAUGACAUGGUAGCCAGUGGGGUGUUCAUAGCUAAGGUACUCUCUCUGUCUUCUUCAGCGGUGGGUGCGGUAAUGGUGCCUGUACUGACAUCUUAUCUAUGGGAAGCGGCUACGGAAAGGCCAUCUAUGAUGAUGUUCACUGUUGUUGCGAACACAUUCCUUGUUCUGUUGUCCUUCACUCCACUUCUGCUGCAUUUCUUAGCCAAAAGGUUUCCUAUAAACCUUUACUACAAUCACGACACAAAGACCUUUACAUCUGUGCACUAUAAUUUCUUUCUACGGAAGAUGGCCUUGCGAUUCCAAGCGCAUGAAGUGGUCGACGCUCAAAUAGCACCCGAGAUGAGAAAGGUCUGGAUCCCACUGGCGACGGCGUUUGUCCGUAAGAGGCCUCUGCUGAUUUCUCUUGACAGGAAAGCUAGCAUAGCACUUGAGAAAUCGGUGACUUCUCUUUUGAAUAACAAUGUCAUCUUGAACAUUUGGAAGGCGCCUCGCGCUAACGAUUUGGAGGUCGUAGGGCUGAGAAUUAUAACAAAUGCGAAGCCAUCAUCACGUCUAGUUCCCUUAUCGUCAUUAAAGCCAGAUGAGCUAGGGCACUCGAUUCUGUUCUGUAAGCAGACGCUUCCUCCAGGAUCGCCACGAACUCCUCAUGACAUGGUAGCCAGUGGGGUGUUCAUAGCUAAGGUACUCUCUCUGUCUUCUUCAGCGGUGGGUGCGGUAAUGGUGCCUGUACUGACAUCUUAUCUAUGGGAAGCGGCUACGGAAAGGCCAUCUAUGAUGAUGUUCACUGUUGUUGCGAACACAUUCCUUGUUCUGUUGUCCUUCACUCCACUUCUGCUGCAUUUCUUAGCCAAAAGGUUUCCUAUAAACCUUUACUACAAUCACGACACAAAGGUCUGGAUCCCACUGGCGACGGCGUUUGUCCGUAAGAGGCCUCUGCUGAUUUCUCUUGACAGGAAAGCGUACGUGGAUAAGCUGGCUUUUGAUGAGAUGACGAAGAACAUCGAAAUUCCGGCUAAUCAUGAUUGA
Molecule: messenger RNA, 1347 nt
Organism: Cooperia oncophora
Lineage: Eukaryota; Metazoa; Nematoda; Chromadorea; Rhabditida; Trichostrongylidae
Source: the annotation of a GenBank genome assembly